AUGAGUCACUGUCGACGUUUGGUGCGUUUGCUAUGGCAUAGUUGUGGCCACCUGUAUAAGAAUCACUGGGAACAGCUGAGUACGCUCAAUUUACGAUCACAGUACAGUUUGGUUGUAGCACAUAUGCACUGCAUCGCCAAAAUGUAUGAUCUUCUUGACAACAAGGAGCUCUCAGCGCUUUCUCACACUUUACAGAGAACACGUUGUGAUGAAGCUGUUGUGAAGAGCAAAUAUUGUGAAGAAGCUGCUCUGAAGGGAAUGCUUCAAGUGACGCAGUUCGGUGACGGUUUGGAUGCAGCGCAGCAGUACGCAUCGUUCAAAAGUGGUAGCUGGGGUGGCCACGCAACAGCACCAGCUCAUCUCAUGUGUAAGCCUUACUCGCAAACAUGUUGA
This is a messenger RNA of Gongylonema pulchrum, 393 nucleotides long. The record is from the annotation of a GenBank genome assembly. Lineage: Eukaryota; Metazoa; Nematoda; Chromadorea; Rhabditida; Gongylonematidae.